AUGGCUGGCAGAGCCAACCGAAACAAUCGAAGAAAUCAAAAUCAAGAGGGGCUCCAGAUAAACCCUCCUGCACUUGUACCAGUAGCGGGAGAGGAUGAGAAUGUAUUUACGAAUUUUAUGAAUGAUACGGAGUAUGCGGCUGCGGUAGUUCCUCCUCGAGUUGGAAAUUCAAACUUCAAAGUGGAGAGUCAUCUCUACCAUUUAUUGAAACUUGAGGGGUACUUCAAAAAUUCUUCGGAGAAUUGCCCACUUCACCAUCUCAAGAAUUUCUUGCAUGUGUGUACUCAACAAACAAAUGGCGCUGUUCAUUCUGAUGCUCUUCGGUUGAGGUUUUUCAAAUAUUCUCUUAUCGGAGAAGCUCGUGAAUGGUAUGAGAAGCUUCCAAGCAACUCAAUCCACACAUGGGCCGAAUUAUUCGAUAAUUUCUUGAAGAAGUGGUUUCCUCCGAGCAAAAAGGCAGAACUCCGAGACAAAAUCUUUGAUUCAACCAAUUACCAGGCGAACAACUACACAGUGCUUGGGAUCGGUUCAAAUAGGAAGGAUUACAACAACAACAAUUAUGGUAAUCGGAAUUCUAAUGCCUAUGUUCCACCGAAAGGACAAUCUUACAACUCUCAAAAUUGGCGGGAAGGUCCUUCCAAUGAUCAAGGGACCUCUCGAAUGGAAUCUAUGCUUGAGAAGAUCUUGGAAAACCAAAACAAGAGUGACAAGAAGAUGAAAAAUUUGACUGAAGUGGUAGGCUCUCGCACCGCUUCGAUUCAAAAACUUGAGUCACAAAUUCGAGAUCUUUCUCGUGAGCAACAUCCUCCACAAAGAGGAGGACUUCCUAGCGACACAAUUCCGAACCCAAGGGGUAAUGGAGGUGCUCACAUUGCCUUAUGCAAAGCUAUUUCUACUAGAAGUGGGAAGAUCCUUAAUGCGGUGGAUGAGAGGGUGGUUGAACCUAUUAUUGUUGAGCCGGUUAUUGAUGAGGUUAUUGAAGAAGAAAUUGAGGCACCAAUUAAAGUGCCUAUUAUUAUUGAGAAGGAGAAGGUGGCACACCCUAUUGUUGUUGAGGGUGAUGAGGUUCCAAGUAUUGAAAAAGCUACCGAGGGUAGCACUCAAAAGAGCAAGGACUUGUUGAUGAAGAAAAUACCAAUCAAGCAUGAUACGGUGGGAGUCACCCACCGUGUGAGCUCUAUUAUUUCGUCCACAAAAGUUGAGAAGAAGGGAGAUCCCGGGGCUUUCACUAUUCCUUGCACCAUCGGUCACCAUAAUUUUGCUUGUGCCUUGUGUGAUAAUGGGGCUAGUAUUAAUUUGAUGCCACUAGCCAUCUUUAAACAAUCCCGUUUGGGGACACCUAGACCAAUGAGCAUGCGUCUCCAAAUGGCCAAUAGAACCAUCAAGAGACCGGUAGGGGUUGUUGAUGACGUCCUUGUUAGAGUGGGGGAAUUCUUAUUACCGACGGAUUUUGUCAUCCUUGAUUGUGAGGUUGACAAAGAAGUCUCAAUUAUCUUGAGAAGGCCAUUUCUUGCCACCGGGAGAGCUUUAAUGGACUCGAAAAAGAAUGAAAUAAAAUUCUGA
Messenger RNA from Lycium barbarum (goji berry), 1563 nucleotides. RefSeq lists its product as uncharacterized. NCBI's taxonomy places the organism in Eukaryota, Viridiplantae, Streptophyta, Magnoliopsida, Solanales, Solanaceae. The transcript has 3 exons. Bases 1 to 1563 code for a protein of 520 amino acids. The record is from RefSeq and is a predicted model, not a curated record.